Messenger RNA from Salmo salar (Atlantic salmon), 2247 nucleotides. RefSeq lists its product as uncharacterized. The record is from RefSeq and is a predicted model, not a curated record. Gene Ontology annotation, molecular function: GTP binding. Lineage: Eukaryota; Metazoa; Chordata; Actinopteri; Salmoniformes; Salmonidae.
UUUACAAGAGGUGGAGGAAAAGAAGCGGAUAGUGGAGCAAAGGGCUCAGCAGAGAUUGAUGAAGACACAGAAACAGAGAUCUCUGCUCAAUGCCGUUGUUACUGUAAGAUUGAGGCUGGCGUUCUGCAGGAGUUGGAGGAGAAGAGGAGGGAAGAACAGAAAAGAGCAGGGGAGAGACUGGCGAGGAGGCAGAAACAAAGACAGUCUGCCAGAUCUCUAUUCGGGGAGCUCUACUGUCCCUCAGAGCUGAGAAUAAUGCUGCUGAGUGGCCGCAACACAGGCAGGAGCUCUGCUGGAAACACCAUCCUGGGCAAAGAGCACUUUAAAGUAGGGUGCCAUGCCACUGACUGUGUGGAAGGACAAGGAAAGGUCAGGGGUAAGACUGUGACAGUUCUGGACCCACCAGGCUGGUUGUCAGUGGUUCCUGGCUCCCUGAUGUCUCUCUCAGCCUCUGUGGUAACUGUGGUCCUGGUGGUUAUGAAUGUGAGCUCCUCCUUCAGCCACACUGUCUGUAGAACAGCAGAAAAACACCUGGAGGCGCUCGGAGAGAAAGUAUGGAAUAGAACCAUGGUCCUAUUCACCUUUGGGGACUGGCUGGGGGACACGACCAUCGAGCAGCGCAUUGAGAGUGAGGAAGAGCCCCUCCAGAGGCUUGUUGAGAAGUGUGGCAACAGAUAUCACGUGUUGGACAGUAAGAGCCAGGGGACUGGUGCACAGGUCACUGAGCUGCUACAGAAGAUAGAGGAGAUGCUGGUGGAGGAGAGGCUGGAGGUUCUACAGAGAGGAGAACAGGUUGGGAAGAGUCUUAUAUUGAUGCAGGAGCCAGAGAUGGAUGGAGUGAUGGGAGAGGGCAUAGAGGUCCUUGUAGCAAACCACACAGACACUCCCUUUCAUGAUGGUAAGCAAGACUGAUGCACAUUAGAUAGAACUUACAGUGCAUCAUUUCAUGAUGUAUUUACUAUUUCUUCUGACAGAGCUCUCUUGUGUUGCAACGUGUGAGGUGGCUAGUUCAGAGGACCUUCUAACCUCAGAUGACUCAGGAGCCCCAGACUUUGGUGGACAGGAGUUGGCACUACCAGAGGCCAGCGGAGGAUGGUGGACUGAAGCAAAUCACUCCAUCCUGGAUGUGGUGGGGUUUCUGUCCAGCAUGGCCAGCGUGCUUCAGGGGAAUCAGGAGGGGCUGAUGUGGAACAUGGGGGGCAGAUAGACGCUAGUGGUGAACCUCCCAGACUGUCUCCACACUGGAUCUACUCAGAGCCAUCAUCUGAGAUGGAAUGGACAGAAUGGUAGAAAACCAGUCACCCUGUUCUCUCCAGGACACCAAGCUCUCCUCCUGGUCCAGCAACCCAAAGAACCAGAAAGAAUGCUGGUGAAGAAACAGGAAGAUAUUGUGGAUAUACAGUCCCUUGGACACCCCAGGCUGAGGGACAGGACCCUCAAGGAGAUUGCCAGAACAGGAGGCCUGCAGGCCUUGAUUGACUAAUGGGGGAACAGUAAUUUGGAGGAGCUUGAAUCCUUCAUUGACUCCUAUUCUGAAAUGGUGUGGAAGAAAACCAUGGGGUCUUUCAUAGUAGAGGAGGAGGACUGUCUCACCAGCAACAGCCCAGAGAUGAAUGAUGUUGGGGAGGAUCUUGUAAAUAAUGGUGGCCAGGAGGUGCGUCAUCCAUUGACAAGAAGCUGUCUAAGCUGGAUAUCCUGGAAGGCAUGCAGAGAGACUUGCUGGACCUCAGACAGAGUCUGGAUCGCAGCUGUGCCAUCAUACAGGAACUCAGUGACAGAAGUAAAGCAACACAGAAGCCUGCUGUUCCCUCUGAUGCAGGGGAGGCAGAAGUGGAGGAAAGUUGCUAGAGGAGAGAUGUUCAACAAUAACAUAAAUGAUAAGUUAUAGAUUGGUUUGUUUUAUCUAAAUAUGCCCUAACAUCAUUGUUCAGGUAACAACUAAUUAACAGUAUUGAUUUACUGAUGGAGUUAAUGCUAAUGGUGAGGCAGUAUAUUAACUUCAUAAUGUCAUGUGUUUCCACAAGAGGGAGCCCUCUGAUAAGAAAUUGUGGGGGGUUGGUCUCCUGCAUACUCCUGUUACUGUAUCCAUUCACUACAUUAAAUAUUUCACUACAUUAUUAUGCAAGAUACCAGACAUUUUAAUUCAGUUAUUGUUGAUCAUUUCCUAGAUGAUUAUUUGAUUUAUCUUAUGAGCCUUGUAUAAAGACAGACAUAUCAGGGUCCAGAUGACAGCACGUGUCAUGCCAU